Molecule: messenger RNA, 762 nt
Organism: Cheilinus undulatus (humphead wrasse)
Lineage: Eukaryota; Metazoa; Chordata; Actinopteri; Labriformes; Labridae
Gene: rbis
Product: ribosomal biogenesis factor
Exons: 4
Coding region: 112-408 (98 amino acids)
Biological process (GO): ribosome biogenesis
Cellular component (GO): nucleolus
Source: RefSeq, a predicted model, not a curated record
GAUGACGUAGCUGCAGACGCACGUUCUUACCAGCACGUGAGGAUAUCAACAGCCGUCCACCGCCAUAGAUAUAUCUGAUAUCUGUGUUCACCACGCUGUCGUUACGGCAUCAUGGGAAAGAAUAAACAAAAAGGCAAAAAGCAGAAGAACGUCUUUCAAGUUGCAAACAAGCAUUUGAAAAACAAGAACAAAGCGAAACCCGUCACAACAACACUCAAACACAUCAACGCAGUGAAAAAUGAGAAGGUGGAGAACCUCAAUCAAAUCUUCACUGAAGUCCAGAGGGAUGUUAAGAGCGUUUCAAAGUCGGUGGCUCCUGAAGCGAAGAGACAAACACAGGUUGUCAGAGAGCCUCCAAAGGAAUCUGUAAAUGUUGACAAUGCAGCUCAACUCUUUUCUCAACUAUAAUGGGUUUUAAAACUGGGACUUUCAUAAACUCUCCACAGUGACCUGACUAAUCAGCUGUGCCACUGUAGAACCCUCCAUGAUGUAAGGAUAAAAUACGGCUCUAUUCCAACACGUGGACUCAUCACGCCUGCGAAAAGACUGAGGAGGAGUAAAAAUUAUGAACUGUUGAUCUGUGAGAGGAGAGAUGAAUUUCUGUGCUUGUUUGAUUCUGUGUGCAUGAAUGUGCAGUACUGUCCUUUAUGAAGACACAGAUAAACUAUAACUUAAAAAAGAAAUCACUUUAUAUCAAAAUAAGGUAGAGAAACAGUUCUGACAGUACCGAGAGUUACUAAAUAAAAUCCUGAUAAUUCCUGA